Messenger RNA from Misgurnus anguillicaudatus (oriental weatherfish), 6642 nucleotides. RefSeq names its product suppressor of cytokine signaling 5a (gene socs5a). NCBI's taxonomy places the organism in Eukaryota, Metazoa, Chordata, Actinopteri, Cypriniformes, Cobitidae. The record is from RefSeq and is a predicted model, not a curated record. Gene Ontology annotation, cellular component: phosphatidylinositol 3-kinase complex. Gene Ontology annotation, biological process: phosphatidylinositol phosphate biosynthetic process; intracellular signal transduction. Gene Ontology annotation, molecular function: 1-phosphatidylinositol-3-kinase regulator activity.
UCGACUUCGGUCUGCGUUUUAUCUGUCGCUGUCUGUAGCCUCGGGAAAAUGUACCCGACUAUUCUUGAUCUCAUUUCUUUCGCAAACAAAAGAAGACACCCGAAAAAACAAUAAAAGAAGACGACAGAAGGAUCGGUCCAGGUGCCCCCACCUCAUGGAGAAAGUUGGCAAGGUGUGGAGCAACCUGAAGAAGGGAUGUCAGUCUCUGAUUCACCCAGAUAGGGGAUCCUGUAAUGAGACGCCACUACAGCUUCAGUCACAACCAGACACGGUAUGCCCCAAUGUGGAAAGGGCCCAGGAAGAAAGCAUGUUCGAGGUAGCUAAUCCCUCUACCAGUGCACUCCCUCUGGUGGCAUGGAGGACCAGUGGAAGUGUGUCACGGCGGGGCCAUAACUGUGUAACAGAUGCACCCCAGAUACUAGAGAUCACAGUUGAGCAGGACACUGAAGAUGCACGGCCACCAUUUGGAGCUCGCAGGGACUCUUAUUCACGUCACGCACCUUGGAGUGGAAAGAAGAGACACUCAUGCUCCACGAAGGCUCAGAGUUCUCUUGAGAACACAGAACGGCGAUCGGGACGAUUGAGGCGCAGACAUGGUACUGGAAGCAGCCGGGAAGAUGUAGAACCAGUACGUUCACUACGUCAGCAGAUCCAUGAUACAAUGGGUCUGUGCCUCCCAUUGCGCUCAUCCUCUCGAAGUGUCAACCUUCCACCACCCAAAAGGAAAAUUCAAAUAACAGAGUUAAUGCUGGAGACAUGCCCCUUCGCACCAGGAUCAGAUCUAGCCCGAAAAUGGCAUCUUAUUAAACAGCACACAGCACCGGUCGCAGUGAUGCCAGUGGAUUCUUCGUUGGAUGCCUGUGGCGCUACCUGUGCAUCACCGGAAGAUGAGGAAGAACGUUUGCGAGAACAAAGGCGAAUUAGCAUUGAGGAGGGUGUGGAACCACCUCUCGAUGCCCAGAUCCACACAGUAGAUGCCAUAACUGCCCCCUUAGCUUCCCUUUAUAAGCUGGGACCUAAGCUGGCACCUGGAAUAGGUGAGGCCUUAAAUGAUAGUCGGGGCGCAACUGCAGUUAACUGUGACUCUGAGGACGAUGACACCACAACUCUUUGCUUGCAAGCUCGUAGGCCAAAGCAGCGCCAUUCUUCGGCAGAGGGCCAUCUGGGAAAGCAGCCGGGCCCUUGGAAAGUACACACCCAGAUUGAUUUCAUCCACUGUCUGGUUCCUGAUCAGCAGCAGAUUACAGCACUACCCUGCUACUGGGGUGUGAUGGACCGCUAUGAAGCCGAAGCGCUGCUGGACGGUCGGGCUGAGGGUACCUUUCUGCUUCGUGACUCGGCUCAAGAAGACUACCUGUUUUCCGUUAGCUUCCGCCGCUAUGGCCGCUCGCUGCACGCACGUAUCGAACAGUGGAACCACAACUUCAGCUUUGAUGCGCACGACCCCUGCGUGUUUCACGCAGCCACCGUCACGGCACUGUUGGAGCACUACAAAGACCCUAGCUCUUGCAUGUUUUUUGAACCAUUGCUCACAGAACCUCUGCACCGGACCUUCCCUUUCGACCUGCAAAGCCUGGCUCGAGCUGCCAUUUGCAAUGGGAUCACGUACGAUGGCAUUGCGGCUCUGCCGCUGCCGCCUGCUCUGCAGGACUACCUCAGGGAGUAUCACUACAAGCAGAGGGUGCGUGUACGCUGGCUUGAGAGAGAGACGGUCAAGGGCAAGUGAGGCAAAGCAGAAGUACUUCUCAACUCUCUGACAGGAGUAAUCCAUACAGCACUUUGCAGAGGUGGAGGAAUUAAGUGUUUUGGGGGGGAAGGGCUGUGAUGUUUGAGGUAUUGAAGGAGGGACCUGAAAUCAAACACAGUAUAUAAGCUUCUAUCAUUUCUUGAUCACUAACAAACAAAAUAAAACAGGUAUAAGAGGCUCUACAGUGUGCACAUUUACUACAAGACUUCAGGACUAGUCUAAAUAAAUGGAGAUCUUAGCUUCAGAUGUUACUAUUAUAGUUUUGUUCAGUGGAUACCUUCAUGCCCUUCCAGCCUUCAUUGGGUGGCUGUGGAUACUUCACAAAAUAAUUUCAUUACCAUUCACUUUUCUGUCUACCCUUAAUUCUCAUGUAAUAUUGUAUUAAGUAAUAUUGCUGACAAAAUUCAAGGGGAGUGGAAGGGUAAUGUUCAAAAAAAUAAUAAUUUCAACAUCCUUAGCUGCUUUCAUGGUGCUCUGUCAGCGGUUCACAUGUCAACAUUCUGUGCUCAUUCCACAGUUAGAAGAGAGCAAGGAAAGACAGCAUCUACCCUGCUCAAAGAGAACAAGGCAGAGGGAUCCACCUAAGAUGGAUUGAUUUUAAACCUUUAUAUCCAGACGGCCUACAGAACGCAUCGCCGUGGAGUAAAGGGCUAUGUGGCGUUCCGCUUUCCUUACACUUCCAGGAAGUGAUAAGGAUGGCGAUGCACAAUGCGCCAUGUGAUGUUGGAGCACUUCGUUUUGAAAAAAAAUGUUACUCUCACUCUGCGUUCUGUUGCUGUCAGUGAGUUUUGUAUUUGUUGAUUCCUACCACUAAUUGCACAGGGGGGUGACUUGUUCUCUAUAGUCGUUUUUUGUAUUGUUGCGAAUGGUCUGUCAGUGGCCUGGAGGUUGGGCACUGAUUAAGAGCACUUUAACUUAGCCGUGCUUAUGUUAGUGGGAGCAGCGAUGGGCAAUACAGAAACCCGCUGCACUGGGACCAUUUUUGUUAGGUAUAAUCACCCUCCUAUAGAAGAACACUUUGUCUAACCCACAUUGGUCUAUAGAGGGCAAAGUUUGUUUUGAUGUGAACAAUCAGUGUCAGAAUUGCUGGUUUGUUAUUAAGGCCUUCUUGGUUUUGGGUUGAUUUUAGUGAUUUGUACUCAUAAUCAUUAUUCAUUUUACAUUUAUUCAUUCAUUCAGCAGACAGUUCCCCAAAGUUGUAUUCAAGGAAAGAAAGUUUAGGGUUUUCCUAGAAAAUCUGUAUAGUUACAUUAUACGCCUCUAUGGCCAAGACUAGCUUCUUAAGCCCGAUUUAUAGUCGUGCGUAAGUUCUACGCCGUAGGCUAUCCGUAGCCUGACGUGCACCUCGCAAAAAUUUUAACAGCGCGUCAGUUCUACGCGGACCGCAAGCGCUGUGAUUGGUCCACCAGAACCCCUCCCGUCAGGUAAAAAAACUGCGUCAUAGGUAUUUCCGUUUGCGACGGUGAAAACAAAGAUGAGCCAAGUCGAGGAGUGAUUUAACUCAAACUGCAAACUGCUGUUUCUUCUUCAUUUGUUGGUUAACUUGCCAAGCUUCUUUUUCUCUGACGGUCGCGCUGCUACUGUGGUUACAUGCGUGGAUACUGCCUACCAGCGGUUUGCGGGUGUGUUUGCACGUCGACGCGGAGGACGACACAAAAGUAUAAAUGAAAACCGACGCGGAACCUACGCACAACUAUAACGAGCCCUUUAGGAAGACCGAAUCAGUCAGAACCUGCAAACACUUAAGUUGUAAAGUAAAAUAAGAGUUUCAAAUGCCAUAAAGGUGUUCUUGAUAAAUCUAGGAAAAAGGAAAUAUUGUUUACUCCUUGUUGUUUUAGUCCCAACAUCCAUACACAUACAGUACAUCUAGUCACUUAAGCAGUGUGCCUUCAUACAUCUCAAGCUUUUAGUUUAUUAUGUGGUGCGUGUAGUGGACACAUCACUAACAGUGGUCUGAUUUAAAAACGCAUCAUGACAUCAAUGUGCCUGCACCAAAUUCAAAUGGCACCAUGGAGAGAAAUAUAAGAAGGCCUGGUGCUGGUGCUGAUGUACGAUGCAUUGAUAGAUUUGUCUUGUUUUGAUCAGGUAGACCUGCCAAAUGUUCACAUUAGGCUCAGCUUAGCUUAGGCUUGCAACACCUAAACAGUUUGCUAUAACCAGCUUUGUGUGCUCUUUGUGUUGAGUUACCCCAUCCUACCCGUAUCACACAAUUAGGAAAAGUUUUGGUUUAUCUGUAGUUCACAGUCCACCUUAAUGCAUUAAAAGUCGUCUUCCUUCACAUUAUUCUUCAAUCGAUUCAUCUAUUUUUCCAUGUGCAAGAGGGUCAGAAUUCAGAGACAUGAGGAGCGUACCCGCCAUCCUGCAGUGCAUUGUGUGGGUAAAUUAGUGCAAUUUAGAGGCUCGGCUGGGAAGGUGACAGUGAAGCGGGUUGAUUUUGCAUCUGAACGGAGGUCAGGUGUCCUGCUUAUAUACUGCUCACCUCUAAAGGUGUGUCAUGCUUGGCUUAGCUCUGGACACUCCUCAAUGCACUAAUCCAUUAAACUUGAUGUGUACCUACCUAUACUUUUGUACCUGUUAUUUUCAGGGGUGGAACUUGCGUUCGGUCAGAUAGUAGAGAUGGGCAUCUUGGUGUCUCAUGUCUUUUAGUUUUACUAAAGAAGUAAUGGAUUAAAAUAUAUCUGUCUAUGUCUCACUAUAUAUAUAUACAUCUAUAUAUAUUGAUACAGAUUAAAAAUGAAAUAUUUUCAUACAAGUAAUUGCUUGAAAGAAAUGCAAUAAUGUUCUUCGCUUAGUUUUUGUGGUGACCCAUGUGAAAAACAGAUGUGAAGGUCUCCUUUAAAAGUGUUAUCAGGGUCGUGUCAUUCUGUCCACGUUAUGAUAUAAUGGUUCUAGUGCAAUGUGUCAAGGUGUAUGAGAGAAACUAUGGAUUUGUGACCAAAGGCUCUGGUGUUUACCAUCAUAGACGGAGAGAAUGGAAAAAAGUGUCAGUGUGAUUGCAUUCAGUCCCCAUCCUCUCAAAAUUAUUAUUUCAAGCAUUUGAAAGUAAAAAUGGGGUCUACUUUUAUACCCAAAAGGUGCUAAUUGGCUGACUGUAUGGGUUUUCAUUAACUAUCGAAAGUGCCUUUACCCCAAAAUAACUUCACAGUCUCCCCCAACAUCCCGAUUUUAGUAGACCCCCAUUAAUCAACAUCUUACAAAUUGCGGUAAAUGUUAUAGAAAAUGCAACAAAAUGUAUGUAAUGAGUAUUUAUACAAGUAUAUAGUUCUGUAGUUCUAUAUCAAAAUAUAUUAGCUUACACAAAGCUUUUAAUCCUGAAUAUUUUAGUUAGUAAGACCCUAAGUUUAUGCUUUUUACACAAGUUAAAUGUGUCCAAUUUAAAGAUCAGCGGGUACAUGAUUGACUCAAAUGAUUGCACAGAAAAAGACAAUGUGCAUGGAGGGCUACAAAGCAAGAUGAACGUUCACGAUUGUGGGAUGUAUGUGAUACUAAGGCUUUAGAUUGGCAGUAUGUGGCCUGACAGGUGAAAUACACCUGUCAAUAGUCUUGUUAGAGUAGAUGAAUUUCAUGCACUGUAAUAAAGUCAUUUAAACGUACAAUUAUUUAUCUUGACUAGAUAUGAGUUCAGGGUUUCCCGCAGCACUUUUCAGUUCGGGCGGCCCACCUUAGCUGGGAAACCCUACCACCUUAACUAGGUCGUCAAGUGCAUCUCGGAGAAUAGAGUGGACGCGCUUCACACUGCGAGCGGGCACGCCCGCCACAGUUGAUACAAAAUUUUAUUCAUUAAUAAUCUAGUAUGUAGUAUUUUCUGUCAUAGUUUCUUCAAAAUUUUGUUUUUUUGAGUGUUUUAAAUAAAAAUAUUUUCAUCAUGACGCGUACGCCCCGCCCCUUUGAUUGCCAUGCCCCCAGCCCCGCCCACCCCUACCACCUUAACUAACAUUUUCUGCGGGAAACCGUGGAGUUGUUAUAACUUAUAAAAUAUAAUUUAAAAAAGUAAACUUAAUCUUAUAAGUUGUAGUAACUAAUCUCUUGUCAAGAUAAAUAAUUGUAAGUUGUCAUGACUUGUAAAUCUGAGUUGAUUCAACAAAAAAUAAGGCAGCAAAGAUUUUUUUACAGUGUGUCAUUUCAUUCAAGGGAUUUUUUUUAGGAUGUAACAAUGCUAUGAUAGAAAAGAAGCCAUGUUGCAAGCCAUUUUUGUGCAGAGCUGUGUGCAUUACCAACAGAAAAAAAAAAAUUUUCAUUUGUGAUUUGAUGUUUCUGUAUAUUGCAACCCAUAGGAAGGGUCUUUUAGCUUUGUUCAAUUUUAAAGAUUGACAAAAAAUCAGGAUGCAUCAUCGGCUAAAACUUCAAGUCACUUUAAAGCUCUAUAUGCACAUCUGUUUUAGAUCAAGGGGCUAAAGGUGGGCUUAGGACUGGGUGUCAUGUCGACACUGCCUGACAAUGAUUGGACUAAAGAAGACUCUUGCACCUGGCUCUGUAUUUUGAUUGGACCCUUGCGACUGGGCCCUCAAAACGCUGCAACAUACAGCAUGAGUUCUUUGCAUUGACAUGGAUAUCACGAUCUCUCUUUAACUAUCUUAUAUAUUAUUUUAUUUUUACUUUCAUUUUUUACACUGCCCAAGAUGUGUACUGUAUACCGUGUAAUUAUUCACACCUCUCUUGCCCUCUUGUUAUGUUAUUCUUUCUUCAUUUUCUCUUCUGUACAGUUAAUGGUCCCAGGCUGUUACUAAGUUGUUCCGUUGUAUUAUUUUGUUUGACUGUGGGUUGCAGUUUGCUGUUUUUGGGGGGCAGAAGGUCGCUCUGCAUGCCCCUCUUUCACCAGUAGCUGUCACUCUUGGUGCUCUUGGCUUAUGCUUCAUUGUCUUAAUAUUCAAAAAUAAAAGUGUUGUAUGUGUAAA